This is a messenger RNA of Neoarthrinium moseri, 750 nucleotides long. RefSeq lists its product as uncharacterized. The record is from RefSeq and is a predicted model, not a curated record. Lineage: Eukaryota; Fungi; Ascomycota; Sordariomycetes; Amphisphaeriales; Apiosporaceae. The transcript is spliced from 2 exons. The coding region runs from base 1 to 750 and encodes 249 amino acids.
AUGCCAGAUGGUGAGUCGUUCGUUCCGUUGAACCCUUUGCCUUCCCACUCCGGGUCAUCUGAAGACAUGCACCCAGCCGGGGGAUCUCGCGCGGCGUUGAAGCGUUCGGGGGGUGAAGAGAACCCAGCGGCUGGCGCGAAACGCCAGCGCCUUGACGAAGACUUGAAGACAGAGGACCAACCUGCCACAGGGGUUGCCAGCAUGCAGUGCAACGAUACGGAACAGCUCUGCGAUGAGGCCCGAGAGUGUCUAUCACAGCUUUCGAAGCAGGACAUGGCCGACAUCAUCCAUGGACUCGUUUAUACAAAGAAUCCAAUAGUUCUCUCCGCUUUGAACUCCGAAGUCCUGAAAAUCAAAAAGGCCGAAGAAUCAAUGACACACAGCUUCAACGACAUUUACGAGCAAACAGAGAAGUUCCUCCAUGAGGUCGAUGCUAUCAACUUCGUACUUGAAGAACAACAGCUCGUUGGAACAGAGCAGUUGUAUGGGGACAAGUCGUGGAUGCAACGGUUGGAGGCACUAGUGGAGCGAGCCGAUGAAGUACACUGCUUCAGAAACUUCAGGACCAUGUUCGCCACCUACGAUGGCGCCAGGAAGAAGAGAGAAGAAACCCAGCUGCGCGACCGCUUCAAGAAGAUGAGAGAGCAACUGGACGAAGCCAGCGAGGGCCCGGAGGAUAAGACAGCGCGCAACAAGAAGCUAGCCGAGCUGGCGAGGGAGUGGGCAGAGGAGCUCGAGAACGGCGUCUGA